Messenger RNA from Xyrichtys novacula (pearly razorfish), 3224 nucleotides. NCBI's taxonomy places the organism in Eukaryota, Metazoa, Chordata, Actinopteri, Labriformes, Labridae. The record is from the annotation of a GenBank genome assembly.
CUUUUAUUUUGUGAGUAACAGACCGGAAGUGUCACUGGACUUGUGGGGUGGUAUAGCUGUGUUGCAGCUCCAGGCCAAACGUCCACCAUGGCUGAGGUAAGGGCUAAAAGGUUUAUUCGUUGAUAUACUGCCACGGUAUUGACUACCAGUGUAUUUGACAUGUUAUCUCUCAUCUGUUGAUGUGUGUUGAUUUCAGAAAGUAAAGAUAAUUUUCAUACUCUACAGUGACGUCGAAGCUUUAGCAGCGGAAGCUAACGCCAUCGUAGUUUUAGCUAGCUUCUGUUAACCCGUAUCAUAUGAAUUUUAAUAUUUAAUAAUUCACUGACAGUAGAAUAAGCCAUCGACGAUAUCAUGUUUGUGUCUAAAAAUUGUAUAGGUUAAGGGUGUUUAAUUGUACAUUUUUUCCUGACGGCGAUGCCACUAGAAACCCAAUCUGAUAGAAAACCAGACUUCGACCCAACACCUGAACUGCUUUGUAGAUUGUUGUAGGUUUUUUUUAUUAUCACGAACAAAUGAUUUGAGCUCACUGUGGUUGGUUAGCUUGCUUUACAGUCGGCCUAACAUCCCUAAACCAUCGUAUUGACAGUCCUGAAACACACUCCUGUGAGUAAAUCUGGUGUUUUGUUUAGACCCACAGCUUACAGGACCUCCAGCAGCCAGCUGUGUCCUCCAAAGUGUUUGUCCAGAGAGACUACAGCUCAGGAACCAUCUGCAAGUUCCAGACCAAGUUCCCUUCUGAGCUGGAAUCAAGGGUAUGAACAGUGUUUUCAUGGCUGCUUUCCUUGUUGACUGAGGUUAAGAUCUUGAAACGAAGGUUGAAAUAAUGUCAAUUUUUUUGUGUGGUUUUAGCUGGACAAGCAGCAGUUUGAGGAAACCAUACAGACUCUGAACAAUCUGUACGCAGAGGCAGAAAAGCUGGGAGGAAAGUCUUACUUUGAGGGCUGUCUUGCCUGUUUAACAGCCUACACAAUUUUUCUCUGCAUGGAGACACACUAUGAAAAGGUAAAACUGUUUCCAUUUUGAGUCCAUCAUCAGUUUAUGGAAUGAAUUGCCACUCAAGAUUAAAACAUUCCCCGCUCUUUCUACUUUUAAAUCACAUCUUAAAACUCAUUUUUAUUCCUUUGCUUUUAGCUCAGCAUGAGAGAUGUGUGAUCUCUGUCCUUUUAAUUUCCUUUUAUUACUUUAAUUUCUUUUAUGCUUUUGUGUUUUUAUUUCAUUUAAAAAAAAAUUCAUCUGCUUUUAUUUCUUCCAUCUUGAUGUUUUCAGCGUUGUCUGUUCCUUUAAUUUUAUUGUGCAGCACUUUGUUAGACUUGGAGGUUUUUUAAAAUGUGCUAUAUAAAUAAAGCAGAUUGGAUUGGGUUGGAUCAGUUUACAUAUUCAUUGUGUCUGGUUGGUUGUACAUAUCUUUAUCUCAUUUAAUGUGUUUUACCCCCUCAAACACUUUACACAGGUGUUAAAGAAGAUUGCCAGGUAUAUAAAGGACCAGAAUGAGAAGAUAUACGCACCCAGGGGUUUGCUGUUGACCGACCCCAUUGAGAGGGGUCUGAGAGUUGUAUCCUUUACCUGCGCAAUAUCUGACUUAUUCAACUAACAAAACUGGAGUUUGCCUGUUUCAGAGUUUGAUCACAGUGAUGCAGAUCUUUACACAGCCCCAGGGUUAAAUUUUCAUAUAAUAAAUUUCUUUGUUGCAAGCUAUCACAUGAUCAAGUGUAAUUGUUUAGGAUCAAGUUUGGGAGUGGGGAUGGAGCAUUGUUUAUUUCCCUUAACAAGCUUUUUUUUCUAGGUUGAAAUCACCAUCUUUGAGGACAGAAGUAUUGGCUCUGGAAGAUAAAGAGAUUUGGGGUAUGGAGUCUUGUAAAUGUUUUUAAUGCUGAGUCAGGUCCACAUGAGUUUGUGGGAGCUCCUGUUUUCCUUUUUUUUAAUUUUUCUUUUUAAAUCAAAUCAAGAAACAAGUCUUUUGGGGUGGUAUCUUACAACAGCAUUAGACAUUCAGGGGUUAUUUUGUUCUUUAUACAGGAAUAGAUUGUGAGUCUUUCUAUAUUAUCAUUUGACCAACUGCAGACUGGAGCUUCAUUUAACAUUCAAUGUCAAAGUUUGACAUACAGAGACAAACAAAACUACCCUUGAAGACUAUCUAUAUCAUGUUUGUACUGCUUGUUACCUCUACAACUGGGCUGACAAUAUGUUUACUUUCAAAAUGAAUAGUAUAUUAGUUAGAACGCAGGAUGUACUACUUAAUACUAUAAGCACAUAUGUGUGCGGCCAUGUACUCAUUAGAAAAAGAAAAUGUUUCACAGUUUAUUAAAGUUAAAUGCUCAUCAUCAAGCCUCCUAUCAACAAUGAUCCUGUUAAUGCCUCAAUUUUUUUCUACCCACUGUGAAGCUGUUGUCUUUUCUUUCUCUCUUCCCUUAUGUGUAGGCUUAUGACUGGCCAGAUACUCUAAAAGUGUGUGGCAGCACAUACUCAGACAUCUGCUUCACCCGAAUGGAUGUAUAUAAUUUUGAUCUUUUCUUUUCUCUGUUAUUUAUAAAUACUCUACUGUCUGCCUUUCCUUCUAUGUUUGUACAAGUGUCUUCAUGUCUUUUUUAUAAAUGCAGUGAUGUAUAGAUUAUGUCCUAGUUCAACAAGCCAGUCUCUAUAAAUAGUGCCAUUGUGUUAAAUACAACUUUUUGACCAUGGUUAAUAUAAGUGAUUGGACUUGUUUAUUCUUAUGCUAAUACCAGUACUAUAAAGUCAAUUUGUAAUCUCCUAGAAACGUUAGUAAAAUAUGUUGGGUCAAAUUUGCUGGCGCAGUCUUACGAUGGUUAUUAUGAUGUAGGCAGUGCUCUAAAGUAUUGACAUGGAGGUUGUAGCCUUUGUUGAGGCACAUGUUUUCUUAUCUGUUGAAUGUGACUGAUAUGGGAGUAUGUCUCUUGAAAUACUCAUGUUGUAAGGUAAGAUCUGAACUCGAGGUAUGAUGGAGCAUGUUUACUAUACUCACUUAUAACAUGACUCCGCACUUGAUCUCAUAAAUCAACCCUGUUAAUUUGUAACUCAUAAAGAUCACUUUAUAUAUAUUGCGAAUGUCAUUCCCUUAACAUUAUCACAAACACCACAGAAACCUUAAACACUGAACUCCACUAAUGGUUGCGAUAGUGGGCGGUUGAUAAAAAUUGUGUACUUUUCUUACAAGUGUCUUUUCUGUUUUAUCGAAUUAAAAAGCCCUUGUUUCUCUUAACUGUGAC